Molecule: messenger RNA, 1409 nt
Organism: Carlito syrichta (Philippine tarsier)
Lineage: Eukaryota; Metazoa; Chordata; Mammalia; Primates; Tarsiidae
Gene: ADRA1B
Product: adrenoceptor alpha 1B
Exons: 3
Coding region: 177-1409 (410 amino acids)
Biological process (GO): regulation of vasoconstriction; regulation of cardiac muscle contraction; cell-cell signaling
Cellular component (GO): membrane
Molecular function (GO): alpha1-adrenergic receptor activity
Source: RefSeq, a predicted model, not a curated record
GUGCAGGCAGGAGCCCUGCGGCCGGGCCGGGCUGCCGGGGACAUGACGCCUCGCCGGGAGGGCGCCUCGGGCAAGAAGAAGACCACGGGGGAGGCAAAGUUUCAGGGCAGCUGAGAGCCCCGGCCGCAGCCCUUCCGAGCGCAAUCAGCCCCUGGCUAUGGAGGGCGGACUCUAAGAUGAAUCCCGACCUGGACCCCGGCCACAACACAUCAGCACCUGCCCACUGGGGAGAGUUGAAAGAUGCCAACUUCACUGGCCCCAACCAGACCUCGAGCAACUCCACACUGCCCCAGCUGGACGUCACCAGGGCCAUCUCCGUGGGCCUGGUGCUGGGCGCCUUCAUCCUCUUUGCCAUCGUGGGCAACAUCCUGGUCAUCCUGUCUGUGGCCUGCAACCGGCACCUGCGGACACCCACCAACUACUUCAUCGUCAACCUGGCCAUCGCCGACCUGCUGCUGAGCUUCACCGUGCUCCCCUUCUCCGCUGCCCUGGAGGUGCUGGGCUACUGGGUGCUGGGGCGGAUCUUCUGCGACAUCUGGGCGGCCGUGGACGUCCUGUGCUGCACCGCGUCCAUCCUGAGCCUGUGCGCCAUCUCCAUCGAUCGCUACAUCGGGGUGCGCUACUCUCUGCAGUACCCCGCGCUGGUCACCCGGCGCAAGGCCAUCUUGGCGCUCCUCAGCGUCUGGGUGCUGUCCACGGUCAUCUCCAUCGGGCCUCUCCUCGGGUGGAAGGAGCCGGCGCCCAACGAUGACAAGGAGUGUGGGGUCACCGAAGAACCCUUCUACGCCCUCUUCUCCUCCCUGGGCUCCUUCUACAUCCCCCUGGCGGUCAUUCUGGUCAUGUACUGCCGUGUCUAUAUCGUGGCCAAGAGGACCACCAAGAACCUGGAGGCGGGCGUCAUGAAGGAGAUGUCCAACUCCAAGGAGCUGACCCUGAGGAUCCACUCGAAGAACUUUCACGAGGACACCCUCAGCAGCACCAAGGCCAAGGGCCACAACCCCAGGAGUUCCAUAGCUGUCAAACUUUUUAAGUUCUCCAGGGAAAAGAAAGCUGCCAAGACCUUGGGCAUUGUGGUCGGUAUGUUCAUCCUGUGCUGGCUACCCUUCUUCAUUGCACUACCGCUUGGCUCCCUGUUCUCCACCCUGAAGCCCCCCGACGCCGUGUUCAAGGUGGUGUUCUGGCUGGGCUACUUCAACAGCUGCCUCAACCCCAUCAUCUACCCGUGCUCCAGCAAGGAGUUCAAGCGCGCCUUCGUGCGCAUCCUCGGGUGCCAGUGCCGCGCUGUGCUGGAUCCCCUUGGUCCCAUUUAUGCCUUUGCCAUUAGUGACCUCCGGGGCUAUGCAAAUCUGACCCUGUGGCUGAAAUUGACGUCCUGGACUUGCGGCAUAAAUCCUGCUUUCCGGCUUUAG